This is a messenger RNA of Colletotrichum karsti, 1197 nucleotides long. RefSeq lists its product as uncharacterized. The record is from RefSeq and is a predicted model, not a curated record. Bases 1 to 1197 code for a protein of 398 amino acids. The transcript has 5 exons. NCBI's taxonomy places the organism in Eukaryota, Fungi, Ascomycota, Sordariomycetes, Glomerellales, Glomerellaceae. Gene Ontology annotation, molecular function: O-methyltransferase activity.
AUGGCCCACAGCACGGCCCACACGAACGGUAUGAAUGGGGGAGGUUUGACCCCGGCCCAGGAUUUCAUUCGCGCCGCUCGAAACUUGAAGUCUGCCACUACGACCUUCAAAGAUGAAAUGGAAAGGUCCGAGGUGCUUCUGAUGAAUUACGAGCUCAUGGCCUCACUAGAGACUCCAUGGGAGACGUACCCAGCGGCUGUAAGUGCUCUGAGGGUUAUGAAGGAUCUACGACUGUUUGAGAAGUGGAAUGAGAAAGGGAACCAGCCGAUGACGAGCUUGCAACUUGCGAAUAUGGUUGGAAAUGUAGACCCGGCCCUGCUUCAUCGACUGCUGCGCCUCUUGGCAUCAAACCAUCUCGUGGAGCUAGUCCCAGUCGAUAUGUUCACUCCGGGGGCAUUCUGCAAGGAGCUGAACACCAACUUCGGAGUUCUUCUUGACUACUAUUCUUUCGCCACUCACACGUUGUUCGGUGAGAUGCCCAAGAUACUUGCAGAAAAUGGAUAUAAGAAUCCAGUUGAUGGCAAGGACACCGUUUUUCUCAGAACCAAAGGCCACAAAGGAGACUUGUGGUCAUACUUUCGAGAGCAUCCUGAGUGGGGCGAGUCUUUCAACAAGGUUCAAAAGGUUUCCACCGGCAAAGAGUGUCCUUGGAUGGACAUUUUCCCUCACCAGGCCCUGGUUGCCGAGUCGGAACCCAGCUUGCCACUCUUUGUGGACGUCGGAGGAGGUAUCGGGCACGAUUUGAUGAGACUCUACAACACAUACCCGGAGGCAGCAUCGAGACUGUACUUAGCAGACCUCCCCGAAGUUGUUGCGUCAAACAUCGUCCCCGAGGCCGUCAACAAAGUGGGCUACAACUUCUUCACGCCCCAACCUGUCAAACAUGCGAAGGUAUACUAUUUGCAUCACAUCAUCCAUGAUUGGUCUGACGAGCCUGCUCGCAAGAUCUUGGAAAUGCAGAAGAGUGCUAUGAAGCCUGGAUAUAGCAAGCUACUCAUCCACGACCAAAUACUUGAUGACGAGAAGAGUCAGAUGUACACGGCUGCAUUUGACAUAGCGAUGAUGGUUUACCUCGCGGGUCAGGAGCGUACUGAGAAACAGUGGUUGGCUUUACUCGAUUCUGUUGGGCUUAAGGUGGUCAAGUUCUGGAACAAACCGCCCGACAAUUUCAGCGUUAUUGAGGUUGAGCUGCCGUAA